AAUUUCCGCUUUGGUGGCGUAGAAUUUAUUGCUCUUAGUAGUGCGUUAGCAGAUGAUAUUUGCAUUUGUGAACUUACCCGCAGUCAUUCAGCGCAAAGCGUGGAUAAAGAAGAUUAUAUCCUAGAUGAAUCGGUGGGAAAGAAGCAAUCGAAGAAGAGUGUGUAUAAAUCAUAUUGUCUGCCAUACCAACCAUCAACACUGGAGGAAGCUUACCAACAAGCUCGGGUCGCAGGCAAAUGUUUGCAGCCCGAUGCUGACUUGCAAUCGCGUAUAGCCCGUUGUACAACUGGCCUGACCUUCUUCGACACUGAAACGUUCUCGGAAUGUAUUGGUGAGGAAGAUUGUGGCACUUUUGCUUUGUUACUCACAUCAAAUUCGAUUGGUGAUGUGUAUGCACGUCGGUUGAUCGCGAAUGAUACGCUAGAGCCAGAUACUCGUUCGAAGGCUGAAAAUGAGGGUGAACAUACGAUGCAUGCGUAUGCGAAUCGUGUUUGCCAACUCACGCAGCCAAAAUUAAAUUGUACAGAAGUGGUCAAUUUAAAAGGUAUGCGCAAAGUUUUCCGCUGUAAUGCGCUUAGCGCCCCACUCAAUUCUGAAGAAGAUAAAAGAGCUGAAAAAGAGGAAAUACCACCUAAAAGGCGUGGCUUUGGACGUUGGCAAAAAUCAAUACAAACAUUACAUUCCUAUAAAGACGCUUUAGUACAAGAUUUACUUUCAAUAUGGGAUAUUGAAUUCGAGGAUGAUAAAAAUGAUAUGUCAUACUCUCGUAUGAAGAAAGGGCUGGGUGCAAAAGCUGAUCCUGAAAGCAUUGUGUGCUCAUGGUUGGAUACAAAUAUCAAAGCAGAGGAAAAGUCCCAGGAAACGCAAUCUGAGCAACUCCCUAAAUCUGCUACUUCAGCUAUCAAUCAGCACUUCGUUUCGUUGAAUUCCACUGUUGUGUCAAUGGUUCAUGCUCCAUGUGCCGAUGUUACUGAGUCUAUUAAAAUGGAAACUUCUUUUCAUUUGGAAGCCGAUUUUGUUGGCCGAAACAACUCAUUUUUGGACGAAUUUAUGCCGGCAGAACAUUCAACGCAACUAACUAAUAGUGUAUUUAAUAUGCCUGGUUCACCGACUGAACAGGAGGAAUUCAUAUCACUGAAACCCAAACCAAAACCAGUGAAAAAGAAGUCCAAAUAUGUAAAAGGCUUUUAAUGAAUGGCUUUUUGGUGAAAAUACUCGCAUUAAAUACAUACACAUUUAUUUGUAUAGAAUACGUACAUACGCACAUAAACAAUUUUACCAGGUUUGACUACUUUUCUU
Rhagoletis zephyria (snowberry fruit fly) is the source of this 1299-nucleotide messenger RNA. RefSeq lists its product as uncharacterized. The record is from RefSeq and is a predicted model, not a curated record. Lineage: Eukaryota; Metazoa; Arthropoda; Insecta; Diptera; Tephritidae.